AUGAGACUUCAAUUUUUGCUUCUCCAGAACCUGGCCCUUGUGCUGUGCUAUAUCCGGUUGGCGUUUGCCGUUGAUUCCAGCUACCAUGAGGUUGAACAGCUAGACAAGAUCCCGGAUGGCUGGUCACGAGGAGAUAGACCGUUGGCCUCUAAACUUAUAAAAUUCCAAUUAGCGAUUUCCCAGCGUAACGCCGGAGAGUUCGAGCAAAAGGUUAUCGAGCUUUCGACCCCUGACCACGCCAGCUAUGGUCAACAUAUGAAAAGAGACGAAGUGAAGAAGUUCUUGAGCCCACCUCCUGCUGUUUCUGACCGGAUUAUGGCAUGGUUGCAUUCAGAAAAUGUCACCGCCAGUUCUAUCAAUUUAGAUGGCCAUUGGAUCUCGUUCACUGUCCCGAUUUCCCAGGCCGAGCAAAUGCUGAAGACACAGUUUUUCUACUUUCAUCAACAAGCCCAGCAAACCAUCGCUAUUCGAACAUUAGGUUACUCUGUGCCUAGGGAUUUAUAUCCUUACAUUCAAUUGAUCCAACCUACAACUCGAUUCGGCAAUCUCAUUCCCCAAAGAAGAUCCACUCUCGAACAGAAGCCAGUGACUGCCGAGCAACUAGCCGCUGGAUGCAAUACAACUAUCACGCCAGACUGCCUUCGGGAUCUGUAUGGAAUUGAUAACACAACCACCCAACCCGAGUGGCGGAAUCGACUCGGGAUAUCUGGUUUCCUGGAACAAUACGCUCGCCACGCUGAUUUCGAUGAGUUUAUGCAUCACUACGUCAAAAGCCACACGGGUACAAACUUCAGUGUCAUCUCGAUCAACGGUGGCCAAGACGACCAACACUCCAUGUCUGAUAGCGUGGAAGCAAAUCUAGAUGUACAGUAUUCCAUUUCGCUGGCGGAUGAAGUGCUAGCAACAUUUUAUAGCACUGGGGGACGGGGUCCUGUUGUCCCCGAAAUAAAUCAUCCAGACCCCACCGAAUCGACAAAUGAGCCAUAUCUUGAACAGCUCCAUUACUUCUUGAAUCUCCCAGAUGAAGAGCUCCCCGCGGUGCUUUCCAACUCCUAUGGAGAAGACGAGCAGAGUCUUCCGCCGUCGUACGUAAACGCGACUUGCAACCUAUUUGCCCAACUCGCUGCCCGGGGAGUUUCAAUACUUUUCAGUAGCGGAGAUGAGGGCCCGGGACGUUCUUGUGUGAGUAAUGACGGGACGAACCAAACCAGAUUUCUUCCCGGAUAUCCAGCUUCUUGUCCAUUUGUUACCGCGGUGGGUGGAACAUACGGCAUCAAUCCCGAAAGAGCGGUUUACUUCUCUGGAGGUGGGUUUUCAGAGGUGUUCCCUCGUCCCCAAUACCAGGACCAGGCAGUGAAAGACUACCUUCAUCAUCUUGGAAGUCAAUGGAAUGGGCUGUAUAAUGCUACGGGAAGAGGAUAUCCUGAUGUAUCAGCCCAGGCCACGAGUUUCAUUGUUCGAGACCAUGGCGAGUGGGUCUCGGUCCGCGGAUCGAGUGCUUCAGCACCCGUGAUUGCGGGUAUUGUGUCUCGGCUCAACUCUGCCCGUCUUGCCCAAGGUAAGCCUCGUAUGGGCUUCCUGAACCCAUGGCUUUAUAGCCACGGGCAAACCGGGUUCACGGAUAUAGUUCUGGGAAGCUCCUCAGGCUGUAACUGGACUGCUGGAAAUGCUACUAUUCAGGUACAUGAUGCGAGCUGGGAUGCCACCGAAGGGUGGGAUCCAGUGACAGGGCUAGGCACGCCCUUAUUCCGUACACUUGUGAAAUUGACAUUGUCAGAUGAUGGGUAG
Messenger RNA from Penicillium robsamsonii, 1788 nucleotides. RefSeq names its product S53 family peptidase. The record is from RefSeq and is a predicted model, not a curated record. Gene Ontology annotation, molecular function: tripeptidyl-peptidase activity; serine-type endopeptidase activity. Gene Ontology annotation, biological process: proteolysis. The transcript has 2 exons. The coding region runs from base 1 to 1788 and encodes 595 amino acids. NCBI's taxonomy places the organism in Eukaryota, Fungi, Ascomycota, Eurotiomycetes, Eurotiales, Aspergillaceae.